Molecule: messenger RNA, 3817 nt
Organism: Pleuronectes platessa (European plaice)
Lineage: Eukaryota; Metazoa; Chordata; Actinopteri; Pleuronectiformes; Pleuronectidae
Gene: swt1
Product: SWT1 RNA endoribonuclease homolog
Exons: 17
Coding region: 193-3510 (1105 amino acids)
Cellular component (GO): nucleus
Source: RefSeq, a predicted model, not a curated record
GAAUUAGUAGAAGAAGAAAGAAUGCGGAAAUGUAACGGAUGUUUUGAAGUAAGAACGAAACCGGUGAUCUCGUUCUACUCGUUGUAUUUCAGAGAUAAUGUUCGCGAACAGACUUUAAUAAAGACAGUGAGCUCGUACUGACGCGGAUCUCCUGUCGCUCUCCAUCAGCUAGCUUAAAUGAGCUAACGGAAAAUGUCUAAAAAGUCCAAAAAGAGGAAGCACUGGAAGUCGUCUUCAUCCUCCAGUGAGGAAGAUGAGAAGGCAUCCAAAAAACAUGGUGUCCCCGACAGUUCCAGAUGUGUUAAGAGGAGGCAGGAGAGCCGUGCAGCAACAAAGGAAAAGUCUGUUUCUUCUUCAACAAAAGAUGAUUCCCGAAGCGCCCGCCGGAUCAAAACACCCGUCUACAGACACGCAAAAACAGAGACAACAGACCAGAAACCUGUUAAUAAUGGGGAAGAAUGCACAAAAACAAAAAGUGUCUCUUUGCCAUUCCGAGGGAUAAAUUGCUCUGAUAAAACAAACGAUUAUGUUUCAGGGAAACAUAAAACGGUUAGUGGGAGUAAGACUGCGGAGAGAGGUUCCUCAAAGCCCUCGAGUUCUGACACUAAAGGCAGCUUAUCUGCAACGUCUUCCCGGAGGAGGCCAUCCACUUUACAGAGUCGAACAUGUCCAAGUUUGGUUUCUGCUGAAGAGAAGGAACAGAGUCACAAAUUACAGAAGAAGAAAUGCAGAACUGAGGAACCACCAAAGACUAGAAGGGAGAGCCACACUAUGAAGACCAAGGAACCAAGCAGGACCUCCUCUGUCCUCAUAGAUUCUUUACUGCAGAAGAGAGAGGAGCUGGUGAAAAAGAUGUGCCAACGGCAUCAAGAAAAUGAUUCCAAGGCCGAAAGGAGCCAGUGGACAGAAGCUAAACCUCCAUCUGCCUCCACCACAAAUCAGUCCUCCACCACAAAUCAGUCCCUCACCACAAAUCAGUCCCUCACCACAAAUCAGUCCUCUACCACAAAUCAGUCCUCCACGCAAAAUCAGUCCUCCACCAAAAAUCAGUCCUCCACCACAAAUCAGUCCUCCACGCAAAAUCAGUCCUCCACCAAAAAUCAGUCCUCCACCACAAAUCAGUCCUCCACCCAAAAUCAGUCCUCCACCAAAAAUCAGUCCUCCACCACAAAUUGGUCCUCCACCACAAAUCAAUCCUCCACCAAAAAUCCGUCCUCUACCACAAAUCAGUCCUCUACCCAAAAUCAGUCCUCCACCACAAAUCAGUCCUCUACCAAAAAUCAGUCCUCCACCACAAAUCAGUCCUCUACCAAAAAUCAGUCCUCUACCACAAAUCAGUCCUCCAUCACAAAUCAGUCCUCAGCCUCAGCCAAGCACUCUACCUCAGAGAGAAGCUCAAAACUGGUGAAGAGUUUCACUUUAAUUCCGAGGAGUGUCACUUCAUCGGCACAUAAGACAGCAUCAUCUGCUCAGCAUCAAAAAGAUUCUCUCAAACCUACUCUGCCUGUCAGUUUUAAGAUACCAAAGAAGGUUCAACCAAAACCAGUAGAUUAUACAAGUUACUACAAUGCUGCCAUUUCUGCUAAGAGAAAUCUCAAACGUGGGACCGAGCUUCCAGACUCUCGGGCCAAAGUAACAAACUCCAAGGAGAAAACAGUCCAACAACCUCAGAGCUUUUUCAAUGUAACUCAGAUUCCUUCAUCUGAAGGACAAGAUAAGACUUCCUCCUUGUCUGACCCAAUCCAAACUGUAUGUGAUGCCACCCAAGAGCCGUGGUAUGACCAGAUGCAGGUGGCUGAUGAGCUUCAUCUUGCCCGUAAUGAGAAGAAAUUGGAGGUGAAUGUAAUGCAGAGCUAUGGAGAACUGACCUCUAUGGAAAUAGAUCCUCCCGAAGAGCCAGCUCCAGAUCAAUGCUGUAAACACUCCCCUCCACAAGACCUCAUCCUGGUUCUGGACACCAACAUUCUCCUCAGUCACCUGGAUUAUGUGAAAAAGAUCCAGUCUCUGGGCCUUGGAGCCCUGGGCCUCCCUGUGGUCCUGAUCCCCUGGGUGGUGCUUCAGGAGCUGGAUUCCCUAAAAAGAGGGAGAGGCCUGUCAGGUUCUGUGGCACACCUGGCUACUCCCGCCAUCUCGUACAUUUACAACACUCUGAAGGGCCGGGAAUCGAACCUCUGGGGCCAGUCCAUGCAGCAGGCCGCUGAGAGCAGCAAUGGCCCGCUCGCUGAGAAUAACGACGACAGAGUUCUGCAGUGCUGCCUGCAAUACCAGAGUCUGUACCCAGGGCGUGCUCUCAUCCUAUGCACUAAUGAUAAGAACCUGUGCAGUAAAUCCAUUCUGAGUGGGGUUGAGGCCCUCAGCAAGAAUGAUUUGGAGGCAGAGGUUGGGAGAUCCAGACGCAGCCUUCGCCCUCUCCUCAACACCGGCACUCCCAUGGUGCCUCCCACAAGUCCUCAGAUCUCCUCACCAGCGCUGAGCAGGAGUCACACGCCUGCCCGGCCUCAUAUUCAAGAGAGAACAGGCCUCUCUGUGGCACCCAUAGUGAAAUAUAACCAGCAGCUCAGUGGAGGAGGAGAAGUGAAGGCAAACAGGGACCUCAGCAGAUGUGUUUCUGAGCUGGAAGACAGCCUGCGGGAGGUGCUGUCUGAUGUGUUGGAGGUGGAGAUGAAGGCGGCUUUUGAAGAACUCUGGCUCGAGAUCGUUUAUCUCAAACCACCGUGGACUCUUCGAGAUGUCCUGCAGUGCCUGAAAAAACACUGGAUUGCCGUAUUUGGUCUCAUCGUGCCGCGGCGGAAAGAGCAGACUGUUUUAAAUCUCAUCGAAUUCUUCCACUCAGGUAAAACCUCGGACUGUGAUGCCACUUUACAAGCACUUCAAGAAGCCAAGGAGCUUGUGAAAGCAUUUGGGAAAAGUUCAAGCCUUGUACCCGGCGCCAUUUCCAUAAUGGACAACAUUUUCAAUAAGCUACAACCUCAGCCUCAUGCGAGUGUGUCGGAGGAAUCUCCUGCCUGCGAUGUUGUCAUGAAUGACGAGGACGAAGACGGACAAGUCAUGUCCUCUCAGGUCACCCAUCAGGAAGUGUGGGCCCUGUUUGAGAACAUCUGGAGUAACGUGUAUCAGGAGAGCUUGGAAGUGUUCAAAGCGCUGGGCUUUGACCCUCACACCAUGCAGGGUGUCCGGCCAGCGGGGGGGCCUCCGCCACCACAGGACGCCGUGGCCUGUUUGCACAAACUGUCCAACAUGGUGUCACAGCUGCUUCAAGCCUUCAGCAGUUUGUUUUCCUCGGCCCCGAGUUUGGAGAAAGUCCAGACACUGCUCAGCAUCAUCCACUUUCACAAGGUCGUUAAUGUGGACUCCAGAGUGACACCUGCAGACCUACUUGAUUGUUUCUCACAACAGGAGUACAGGGAGAAGCUGAGGGUCGGGGGGACGCAGCUGCAGGGUCUCCACGAGGCCCUCGGGCGUUGUGCAGGGGCCACAGGUCACGACCUCUCCUUCACCACGUCGCCCUGAACAGACUCGAGUCAGGACGUCGGCCUUGAGUAACUGACAGAGGGACACACUGUGUGUGUUAAAGGGACGUCUGCUUUUAUGGUGCCUACUGGGGUUUUCUUUUAAAUAAUUUAUAAACAUGUGUUAUUACAGAGACAACACUGUUCUCCUCCCCUGAUUGAAUGGAUGACUGUGGAUGUACUAAAUGAAGCAACGUUCUACAGUCACAUCCUCGUUAUUUAUUCUUUUGCAGCUUUCGGUUACUGAACAUGUUUCCAAGAAGUGUAAAUUAUCUGAGAUCAAAUAUAUUUUUAAGGAAGAGUUUUAU